GCCACCUCCGAGGGCUCUUUUCGGUUCUUACAGUAGCAUUAAUAGCCCUUGUGACAGCCCCCCGUGACCCCGCCGAUGCUGGUGUGCCAAAAAACUCGCUUUCAGGGCCCGGAGCGCUCCCGGGAGCCUGGAAGGGGCCGCCGCCCCGACUCACCGGGCGCAGGAGGGCGAGGGCCGGGCCCGCGGCCUCUUCCCUGCCCUAGGACUCGGCGCCGCCCCGGCCUCGCUGCCUCUCGGGGCCGAGGGGGAGCCGAGGGACCCCGGCGGGGCUCGGCGGCGGCGCAGAAAUGAGCCGUCAGACUGCCACAGCACUACCUACAGGUACUUCCAAGUGCACGCCAUCGCAGAGGGUGCCCGCGCUGACUGGCACUACAGCCUCCAAUAAUGACUUGGCUAGUCUCUUUGAGUGUCCUGUCUGCUUUGACUAUGUGCUGCCACCGAUUCUGCAGUGUCAGAGUGGCCAUCUCGUUUGUAGCAACUGUCGCCCCAAACUCACGUGCUGUCCCACCUGCCGAGGCCCGCUGGGCUCCAUCCGUAACCUGGCUAUGGAGAAAGUUGCCAAUUCUGUACUAUUCCCGUGUAAAUACGCCUCUUCCGGCUGCGAGAUAACUUUGCCACACACCGAGAAAGCAGACCACGAGGAGCUGUGUGAGUUUAGGCCUUACUCCUGUCCCUGUCCCGGCGCUUCGUGUAAAUGGCAAGGCUCUCUGGAUGCUGUAAUGCCCCACCUGAUGCAUCAACACAAGUCCAUCACAACGCUUCAGGGAGAAGAUAUAGUGUUCCUCGCUACAGACAUUAAUCUUCCUGGUGCUGUUGACUGGGUUAUGAUGCAGUCCUGUUUUGGCUUUCAUUUCAUGUUAGUAUUGGAGAAACAGGAAAAGUAUGAUGGUCACCAGCAGUUCUUUGCGAUCGUACAGCUGAUAGGAACGCGCAAGCAGGCGGAAAACUUUGCUUAUCGACUGGAGUUAAACGGGCACAGGCGGCGAUUGACUUGGGAAGCGACUCCUCGGUCCAUUCAUGAGGGAAUUGCAACAGCCAUUAUGAAUAGUGACUGCCUAGUCUUCGACACCAGCAUCGCACAGCUCUUUGCAGAAAAUGGCAAUUUAGGCAUCAAUGUAACUAUAUCCAUGUGUUGAAACGGCAAUCGAACCUCGUCAGGCCAGUGUUUAAAACCGUUGCAUUUAAUUUAGCAGAAAGUAGGGUAACCAUCUUUGACUGUCAGACAAAUUACUCGGUAGAUGGAGGGUAGACAUAUAUGAAGGUAAAUAAGAGGAAAGGCUGUUAAAUUACAGGAAGCAGUUGCAUGUAGUAACACUAAUAUAUUUAAAAUAAGUCAACAGUAAACCACUGAAAAUAUAUAUACACCCAAAAUGGGCAUCUUUUGUAUUAAGAAUUGAUUCUACAGGAAAUGUUGUAAAAUAAUUCUAAAAACUUGUUUGUAGAUUGAUUGUACUGUUGAAAAGGAUACUGUUUCGUGUUUUCGUUUGUGUUUUUUUCCUCCCCUUUGACUGACAAGCCAUGUUGAGCGGCCCGGUCUCCGGCCGCUGCUUCCCCUCCUCCUCCCGCCCCCCCUUUGUAAGUCACUACAUAGUAUUGCUGCUGUUUGUGUAUAUUUUUUGUGUAUUUGCUAAUUUUUAUUAACUUCUAGUUUUUCAUUAAAUAAAUAUGACUUUCUUUUCUGUAAUUCAGGUUUUUCUCCUUUUUUUUUUUUUUUUGUAUCUUUUAAAAAUUAAUUACAGGUGUCAUCUUUUGAUAUGCAUAAUUGCUAUGGUAAAAGUUAUAUUUCUGUAUGUUUGGUAAAUUUUGUCUCUUUCCAGUAGUCAAUUCAUUGGUGAUACUGUUCUUAAUUGAGCUAUUUUGUGAAUGUACUGAACUCGAAAGGAGUGAUUAUGUUUCAAAGAUGUAUCAGGAAAGAAAGCUCCUUUAAAAACAGAUCUAGAUGUUGUUGUACUUUGAGUUACCUUCUAACAAAAAUGAACAACUAUUAAGCAUUUUCCGAAUGCAAAAAAAAGUAAUAAUUCACGUUUCAAAUUUAGAGAUGCUUAGAAACUUGAGUGCAUCCUUGUAUUUGUUGGUUUUGCAGUACAAAGAAGGUAUUGUCUUACACAGUAUUUGUAAUUAUAAAAACAGACCAUUUGUUUAAAAGGAAAAAAAAAAAAAGGCAGUCAGAAUGAGAUGUUUUCAGUCUUUUUAUAUUUGUCAUUAAAAGAAUACCUGGCAAAUUAAAAAA
Molecule: messenger RNA, 2230 nt
Organism: Calidris pugnax (ruff)
Lineage: Eukaryota; Metazoa; Chordata; Aves; Charadriiformes; Scolopacidae
Gene: SIAH1
Product: siah E3 ubiquitin protein ligase 1
Exons: 2
Coding region: 288-1136 (282 amino acids)
Biological process (GO): proteasome-mediated ubiquitin-dependent protein catabolic process; multicellular organism development
Cellular component (GO): cytoplasm
Molecular function (GO): ubiquitin conjugating enzyme binding; ubiquitin protein ligase activity; zinc ion binding
Source: RefSeq, a predicted model, not a curated record